Molecule: messenger RNA, 879 nt
Organism: Malassezia japonica
Lineage: Eukaryota; Fungi; Basidiomycota; Malasseziomycetes; Malasseziales; Malasseziaceae
Gene: MOB2
Product: Maintenance of ploidy protein mob2
Exons: 5
Coding region: 1-879 (292 amino acids)
Biological process (GO): positive regulation of protein phosphorylation; cell division; signal transduction
Cellular component (GO): nucleus; cytoplasm
Molecular function (GO): protein kinase activator activity
Source: RefSeq, a predicted model, not a curated record
AUGAGCUUUUUGAACUCGCUUGGUCGUACGAUGGGCCGCAAUACGCGCCCCAAAGGCCAGAGGCCGGCGGGGUACGAUGUGGUUGACCCGCGUGCCGCGCUCGCGGAGUCGAUGAACGACACACAUCUCGCGGCACAAAAGCCGCUGUACCUGUGCCAGCCGUUCGUGCGCAGCGCAUUGAUCAAGGGAUCGUUCCGGACGAUUGUCGCGCUGCCCAAGUACGUGCACCCGUACGAGUGGAUCGCGAUGAACUUGUUUGAUUUCUUCCACGACCUGAACCAGUUCUGCGGUGUCACGACCGAGUUCUGCACGGUGCAGACGUGCCCGACGAUGAGCGCGGGCGUGGGCCUCCAUUAUACGUGGGUCGAUGUGAACCGCAAGCCGAUCCACCUCCCGGCGCCACAGUACAUCGACUUUGUCAUGACCUGGAUCGGGCACUUGCUCAGCGACGAGGCCGUGUUUCCGACCAAGUCGGGCCGUGAGUUUCCCGCCUCGUUCCCUACGACCGCGCGCCAGGUAUACAAGCAAAUGCUCCGCAUCUUUGCCCACAUCUACAACGCGCACUUCCCCCUCCUCUUGCACCUCAGCUGCGAGGGGCACGUCAACAGCCUCUUUGCCCACUUUCUCGCGUUCGGCAAGGAGUUUGACCUGUUCGACUUCCGCGAAUUUAAGGGGAACGGCGACCCGACGCUCGGCGCGCCGGCGUGCAUGGGCGGCAUCGGCGGGCCCGACUUUCCGGCCGUCGAGACACCCGACGUACGCGAUAUUCACGCGGCGCUCGCGGGGCCCAACGGCGAGCGCGUGCCGUACCCCGGCGUCUGCGACUUGAUCGAGCGCUGGGUCGAGCGGGGCGUGCUGCCCAAGGAGGUGUUGCAAUAG